Messenger RNA from Camponotus floridanus (Florida carpenter ant), 959 nucleotides. Its product is annotated as COX assembly mitochondrial protein homolog. Gene Ontology annotation, cellular component: mitochondrion. NCBI's taxonomy places the organism in Eukaryota, Metazoa, Arthropoda, Insecta, Hymenoptera, Formicidae. The coding region runs from base 114 to 488 and encodes 124 amino acids. The record is from RefSeq and is a predicted model, not a curated record. The transcript has 3 exons.
UCGGGUUGACCAACGUUUGUCACGCCCUCUGAAACUUGACUCGUGUAAAUGCAAUACAUAUAAAUAUAGUUAUGUCAAUGGAAUUUGAUUUUUGAUAAAAUACGAAAUAUACGAUGCAGGAGACAUAUUCGAUGAUCUCGUAUAAACUUGCCGGGGGGCCGCAAGGAUUAGGUGAUCCUGAUGAUAAGAGCUUGAGGAAGGUGGAAAAAAAUGUAUUGAUACCAAAGAUAAUGCGAGAAAGAACCAAGACAGAAAAAUGUAUCAGUGAAGUUAAAGAUUUUCAUGAUUGCUGUCUCGAUUCAGGAGUAUUACAUGUUGUCAAGUGUAGAAAAGAAAAUGAAAUAAUGAAAUCGUGCAUGGAAAGAUGGUUUUACAAUCAAGAUUUUAUUAAAGAAUGUACGGAACAAUAUUUAAAUGAAAGAAGUGAAUUCAGGAGGACUGGAAUUCCUAAAAAGCAAAGAAGUAGAUUAGAAGGAGCAGCACACUAAAUAUAAAGAUACUGGACAGUUGAUAUCAAUAUUAUGUUGUUCAAUAAUUUCUCUAGUAUGAUAUUUGUAAUUAAUGUAUGGAUGAUUUUCUUUAAAUCUUUCUCCUAGAGAAGCCAAGUGGGCAAUUGAAAUUUAAAAUUAUAUUGAUUUUGAUCCUUAAUAGACCUGCUUGUAAUGCAUUCAUUGUAUAUUCAAUCCAUUGUGAAUUCUUGUCCAGUAAACUCUUGCAAAUUAAUUGAAUGCCUAUAAAGUGAAAUUUUGAACUGCUGUCUUCUCAUAUAUUACAUGUCCAUAUAAAGACAGUACGCAACAUUUUCAUUCUGUCACUUUAUUAAGAGAAAGUACAGAUUGCAAGGAAAUGUUUACACAAGAAUACUAUUUCAUCUCGACAAAUAUAUUCAUAAUAGAUUGACUGUAAAAUAGAACAAGUUUUAUUAUGCAUUGUUAUUGCAAAUAAAAAAAAUCUGUAAA